GCCAGGCGAUCGACAUUAUUCCUCUCGCCGACCGGCGGACAGCUCGCCAUCCACCGGCGACACAGUCCGGUCGACCGUGCUCGUCCCUCUCCGGCGGCCGGCCGGCAGGGCAGGCAUGAACUGGAAGCGGAAGAGCUGCGGCGGCUCCGGCAGAGACCGCAGCGAGGAGAUGCGGGAGCGGCUGAUCCAGCAGGAGGGCGGCGGCGGGGGAGGGUGCGUGCCGCGGGGGUGCGUGGCGGUGGUGGUGGGCGGGGAGGAGGAGCCGGAGGAGCGGGUGGUGGUGGAGGUGCGGGCGCUGGCGCAGCCGUGCGUGCGGGCGCUGCUGGAGAUGGCGGAGCGGGAGUUCGGGUACGCCCAGAAGGGCGUGCUGCGGAUCCCCUGCGCCGCCGACGAGUUCCGGCGCGCCGUCGCCGCCGACAGCCACCGGUGCACCACCAGGCGGCGGUAGAGGCUGAGUCGUGCGCACGCGCGCGGCAUGUGUACGUGGUGUAUAUAUGUGGCUCGUGCCGUCGACUGGCCUGUACAGUGAUCAAAACAACCUCACUUACAUAGAGACAAGGAGAGUAGGCCUAGGCCAGGAUGCAAACAAGCAUGAGUGAGUGCUUCUCAUUUUACUUACUAUUUUAGACGAUGAUGAUGAACUUCCAA
Messenger RNA from Panicum hallii, 648 nucleotides. RefSeq names its product auxin-responsive protein SAUR71-like. Gene Ontology annotation, biological process: response to auxin. The record is from RefSeq and is a predicted model, not a curated record. The transcript has a single exon. NCBI's taxonomy places the organism in Eukaryota, Viridiplantae, Streptophyta, Magnoliopsida, Poales, Poaceae. Bases 116 to 448 code for a protein of 110 amino acids.